Molecule: messenger RNA, 1740 nt
Organism: Centruroides sculpturatus (bark scorpion)
Lineage: Eukaryota; Metazoa; Arthropoda; Arachnida; Scorpiones; Buthidae
Product: integral membrane protein GPR155-like
Exons: 14
Coding region: 1-1740 (579 amino acids)
Biological process (GO): transmembrane transport
Cellular component (GO): membrane
Source: RefSeq, a predicted model, not a curated record
AUGAAACGUGAAGGUAUUCCUCUACUUUUUCCAAACGUCUUAUUAUUUUAUCAAUGUGAUAUUCAUAGAUUUCUAAUGGCAAAUAAAAGGAAUUCUACGUCAAUCGGAGAAGAAAAUGUUUUCGACGAAUAUAUUCCUGCAUUGUCCAAGUGCAUCGUCACGAUAACACUAGGUUAUGCUAGCGGAAGAUUUAAGUUAUUCUCCGAAAUAGACGCAAAGGGCAUGAAUAAAUUCGUUAUUUAUUGGAUCUUGCCUUCUUUAUUGUAUCUAAAUGUUGCUACCAGCGAUUUAAAUGUAGUUCGAUGGAAGAUGAUCGGUGCUAUUAUGGUAACAAAAUUAAUCAUUUUCGUCGGAGUCGUGUCUUUUUGCAUGGUAUGGAAGCUUAAACAGAAAUUAGUCGAUGGAGGAAUUUAUGCAAUGCUAUGUGCAGUUUCCAACGAUGCCGCUCUGGGAAACGUAUUAGUGCAAGCCUUGUACAGUACGUUAUAUCCGGAUCUUCCGGUGCAUUUAUUCCUAAUUCAACCGAUAUCUAUAUUGUUAUUUCAACCCAUUGCCUUGACCAUGGCGAAAACAAGUCGUAUUGAUAACUGUGACAGAAAACAUUUCUGGCUCGUUUGCACGAAAUCGAUUUGGAUAAGCAUGGGAAAUCCACUUGUGUUGGCUUUGGUUUUAGGAUUGAUAACCAGUGCGUGGAUACCAAAACCUCUACCGUACCUGUUCGUUUAUGUCUUGAAUGUAAUUGCUACCGCACUUCCUGCAAACGUCCUGUUUGUGUUAGGAAUGUCUAUGGUGGGAAAAUUCCAAUUAAUUUUCCAGACUAAAUAUCAUUCUACGGUUAUAAUUUGUUUCUUUCUUAAAAUGCUAGCCACUCCAAUAAUUCUUAGAUUAAUCACCUCAAAUUCGUCAUUUCUUGAAAAUAAAGAUGCAGAUUUCUCCUUUGUUUAUGGAGUUAUGAUUCCUUAUAACGGGGUUCUCGUCUUCGCAAACGAUUUUGGAAUUUCUUUAUAUCCGAUUCAAAUAAUCCUAAUGUUAUCGGCAUUGUCAUUCUUUCCUUUCACAUACGUAACAGCUCUAUCUACCGUUAAUGAUUUAAUUGGCUUUGAAAGAUGUUUAAACGACAUAUAUUUUUAUUAUAACGUCGUCAAUUUGACAUUCGGGUUUCUAACUUGUAUGGUUAACUUCAGAAGGAAAAACAAGAGCAACGACAUCUUUAUCUGGUUCGUAGUAAGUCAGAUGGUUCUAUCGACGGGUAACAUGUUAGUUGGGCACACGUUUAUAAUCCCCGAUGUCCAAAAAAUCAUUAGUUUAUUUGGACAAGUCAUGUGUAACUUUUGGACAGCAAAUUUAGCGGCUCAGAUUUAUCUGAAGGUUAACAAACGCCGCUAUUUUAUAUUGGUUGGAUUAGGAAUUCCCACAUCGUUGGCCGCUUCAAUUUUAUUUUUUAAUGUAUAUAAAUAUCGAAAUAAAAUUCCGAAGAAUUUUAUGGAUAACAAAAUGGCCAUCGGUGCCACUUUGGUUAACGUAUUGUGUGCCUUGCUGAUAAUUAUAGUAUUUUUGUCUUUAUACAUCAGACAUAAAAAUACAAUAAACGAAGAGGUUUCCGAGAAUGUUUCCACUUUAUAUAUAAUUGCUGCAAAUGAAUUUAGUUCGACAAAUCAUCUAAAUCGUUCGUCGCAAAGAAACGUUUGUCCCGAAGAAGUAAGCGACACUGUGCUAGACAAUUCUCAAACCGANAUUUAG